CGACAGAGGAAUAUCGUAAAAACAAAGGGACUCAUUUGCAAAAGAACCACAAACUAAAACCCUAAAACCUGAAGCCACUCCGCGCACCUAUAAAGCCAGCACUAACACAGCAAAGGCCAAAAUCGCUCACGCCUACCUUCGUUCCUAGGCCUUUUAUCUGAAAUCUGAGUUCUUGCUGGAACCCCUUGGAUUAAAUAGACAAGAUGUCAAACCCAAAGGUUUUCUUUGAUAUUCUGAUUGGAAAGAUGAAAGCUGGCCGAGUUGUAAUGGAGCUAUUUGCUGAUGUUACCCCUAAAACUGCUGAAAAUUUCCGUGCCCUUUGCACUGGGGAGAAGGGAAUCGGGAGUUCUGGGAAGCCAUUACACUACAAGGGGUCGGCAUUUCACCGGAUAAUUCCAAAUUUCAUGUGCCAGGGUGGGGAUUUCACAAGGGGAAAUGGUACCGGAGGAGAGUCAAUUUAUGGCCAUAAAUUUGAGGAUGAAAACUUCAAAGUGAAACAUACAGCGCCGGGGGUUUUAUCUAUGGCUAAUGCUGGACCUAACACCAAUGGUUCUCAGUUCUUUAUCUGCACUCAAAAGACAACAUGGCUUGAUGGGAAGCAUGUUGUCUUUGGUAAAGUUGUGGAAGGCUACAAUGUGGUUAAGGAAAUGGAGAAGGUGGGAACGGACGCUGGAUCAACUUUGGAACGGGUUGUGAUUGAAGAUUGCGGUCAGAUUACUGAGAAUUGAGGACAACGUUUACAUCUUGACUGAUAGUCUGUUAGGUAUGGAUAUGUUUAAUGUAAUUACUUCCUAUUAUACGGAAGCCUUGUUGUUUUAUGAAGAGAAUUUGAAUGCUUUUGUAAAGAUAUCCGCAAUAAGAAUUACAUCUAGUUUUGUAU
Molecule: messenger RNA, 880 nt
Organism: Juglans microcarpa x Juglans regia
Lineage: Eukaryota; Viridiplantae; Streptophyta; Magnoliopsida; Fagales; Juglandaceae
Product: peptidyl-prolyl cis-trans isomerase CYP19-3
Exons: 2
Coding region: 204-728 (174 amino acids)
Biological process (GO): protein folding; protein peptidyl-prolyl isomerization
Molecular function (GO): peptidyl-prolyl cis-trans isomerase activity
Source: RefSeq, a predicted model, not a curated record